Messenger RNA from Orbicella faveolata, 2263 nucleotides. RefSeq lists its product as uncharacterized. The record is from RefSeq and is a predicted model, not a curated record. Gene Ontology annotation, molecular function: oligosaccharide binding. NCBI's taxonomy places the organism in Eukaryota, Metazoa, Cnidaria, Anthozoa, Scleractinia, Merulinidae.
AUGUCUUUUCUUCGAUUGAUCGCAAUUGCCAACAUUUUUUGGUACAAUGUACAAAACCACGCCAUAUCUGGAAUGAACAAAAAUGGCCAUACUUGGUUCUCGAUAGGCACAAAUGAAGCUUUCUCGCAUUUUAUCCAACAUAAGAACCAUGUCCUUGAGGUGGAGAAAAUAAGUUCUUUUCUGGUUGGCUUCGUAACGGAGUGCGCUUUGAGGUGUACAACUCAUGUUUUGUGUUUGUCAUUUAACAUUAAGGAAGAUAACACAGAAAACAGCAGACAAAUUACAUGCGAGCUUCUGCCAACGGACUUGUACAACGCGUCACGGAAACUUCAAAAAAGCCGAGAAGACUUUCACCACUGGAGUGCAAUAACUCCUUGCCUGCAUUUUCCAUGCAAAAACGGUGGAACGUGUGUUCCUGAUUACAGCCAAGGACUGUAUGUAUGUCGUUGUCCCAUCGGUUACCAUGGAAAAAAUUGCCAGCUGUUACAAAAAGUUGCGGGCCUGGGAAAAUACAUUAGUGAACCAGGACUAUCAUGCAAGGAUAUCGCAGACAGGCACGUUUACUCACAGGGGAAUGGUGAGUACUGGAUUGCACCUGAUGGCUCUAAAAACUCAUUCAUAGCUUAUUGCGACAUGGCAACUGACGGAGGGGUGAUUCAAAACCGGAGAAACAACAAAAAGUUCAUAUCUUUUAAUUUUCUAGGUGGAUGGACCUUGCUGAAACGCUUUACUAUUCCACAGAACCUCACGGAAUUCUGGACAAAGACCCCUGAGUAUGUCACAAGUUACAGUUCUAUUUCAAACUAUGAGGAUAAUUUCCUGUUCGUUUCGAUUAGAGCCAUCGAAGAACUAAGACAAGCAGUCAACAUCACACAGUUGAGAUUUUACUGUUUCAAGAAGGAGCAAGGUAGCCUUGUUCACGUGAUGACAAAAAACAACUCCGCUGGCUACCGCGUACUUGAUUAUUUCUUGGUUAAAGCGAACACUCGCACUGCGGCGUGCGGUUCGUUCGUCACACUCCCGGAUGACAACUCAACGCUGUCACAGAACUGCGCUAGAUGGGGACACAACGGCGAAUACGCCGAGGUCAACGAGUGGGGCCAUUAUUCCCAUAAUGGUGAGUGGAGGCUCUAUCGUGAAGCCAUCCGUUGGAUUGGACAGAGAUCGUUUUCUUUAAGUCCUUUUAAGCAGUUUUGGUGUGAUGACGAAGCUAAUCAGAACCCAGUCUCACCGGGCGACACUUGGGAGAUCUAUGCUCGUUAGGUUAAGAGACUGCUGAAGACUGCAGAACAACGUUAGAGAAAGACCUGUGAGUGGAAACUCUACGAACCUGUACGUGAUUGACCAGCCCAGCCAACAGACAUCCCUCUCUUAGUUAAUCAGUAGAAAAAAAAAAAAUAGUUUAUGAUUCUUAAAGUGAUAGCUGUCAUAAGUCAAACGUAUCAGGAAUCAGUUCAGAAAAUAGUCCGUCGUUAACACUAAAAUUAACUAAAACAGUUGCGUACGAGCCAAGUGGCCCGUCAGACCGGAGCUUAUCCCGGUUUCUGGCUGUAGCAUGAAGCGACUGGGAAUAUUUCUACUACCCUCUGGUUGGGAUGCUAGUCCAGCGAAGUUUUACCCCCUUUAAAUUCGCCUUUACCCAUUUAUAAACCAGGGUGGAGAGAGGCACUGUGAGAGUAAAGUGUGAAGACAUGAUUGAUCAUCGCAGUUAAAUCUCAUUGGUUCUGUGAUUUGUUGCUUGUAUUCGUUGAUAGACACGACGGUGUGCACUGGGAUUCAAUGCUCUAAAGGAAGUCAUUCUAUAUUUUUAGCUUGUAAAUACGUAAAGUUAUGUAGGUUUUGGGACUACAGCCCUUUAUAGUGUCCAAUAAAACAGUUAGACGAUUCGCCCUCUUUCUCUAGGAGCGAUGUACUUUCUUUGAAAUAGCGUCGCUGUCUAUUUCAUUUCAAAAAAUUUUUAGCGAAAACUGUAGCUGCUUGUUAACAGAGGCUUAUGCAAAAAUAAAACAUUCAUCCCAUUAAUUAGUCGGCGUAUAAUAAAACCAAAAUGUAAAAAAGGCUUUCCUCGACAUAAUGAUGCUAAGCUUCAUGUAGAUAUAAGCUUAAUAAACGAUAUUUGUCAUGCAAUGUUCAUACAAUCUUUUGGUGAAUUUUUCAUUUUUUUAAAGCUGCUACCUAUGUUACAUCUAUUUCAUUUCGGUUGCCUCCCAUGCCAGUCCACCCAUAAAAUAGUUAGAAUGGUGUAAAAAAUGACAGAUUAUUA